CACAUUUCCACUUCUCCAUCUGCCAACGCCCACAACCCGGCCCCCGAGUCGUCGCAGUUCCCGCUCCCUUCUCUUGUUGUCGUCGCAACAAAAGUCUUGUUUGUCACGAGGCGCCCGUUUGGACGUCUGUUCGUUCUGGUUUCUUUUUUCUUAUCCCCGACCUGCCUAGGCUUGUCUAUAUUCGGCGCAUCCUCUAUUGGGCUGUGAGGAGUUCUUCGAAUCACUCUGCCGCCACCAUACCAACGACACCUGCAACCGCGACGCAAGCCCUCUGCGCAUGCAGUUUACCUCUCGAUCUCGACCGCAACAUAAAUCUCAUCAUCUCAUCAGACUAGACCACCGCAGCCAUGGGUGUUCCCAAAUUCUUUCGGUGGCUCUCCGAGCGCUACCCUGCCAUAUCACAGGUCAUUGCCGAGAACAGGAUACCCGAGUUCGACAACCUGUACCUUGACAUGAACGGUAUCAUCCACAACUGCACGCACAAGGACUCGGACGAUGCAACUUUCCGCCUCAGCGAGGAUGAAAUGUUUAUUCGCAUCUUCAACUACAUCGAGCAUCUCUUCGGCAAGAUCAAGCCAAAGAAGCUGUUCUUCAUGGCCAUCGACGGUGUUGCGCCCCGAGCCAAGAUGAACCAGCAGCGCUCGCGUCGUUUCCGGACCGCUCGUGACGCUGAAGAGGCCAGAGACAAGGCCAUCAGGGAAGGCCAGGAAAUGCCCAAAGAGCCGCCCUUUGACAGCAACUGCAUCACCCCCGGCACCGAGUUCAUGGCCAAGCUUACGCAGCAGCUCAAGUACUUUAUCAACAAGAAGAUCUCGGAAGACAGCGAUUGGCAAGGAUGCGACAUCGUCCUGUCCGGCCACGAGGUGCCUGGAGAAGGAGAGCACAAGAUCAUGGAGUACAUCAGGAACGCCAAGGCGCAGCCUGAUUACCCCCCGAAUGUACGCCACUGUCUCUACGGUCUCGACGCCGAUCUCAUCAUGCUGGGCCUGCUCAGUCACGACCCGCAUUUCUGCUUGCUGCGUGAGGAAGUCACAUUUGGCCGGGCUUCCAAGACGAAAUCCAAAGAUCUCGAGCACCAAAACUUCUACCUCCUCCACCUCUGUAUUGUCCGAGAGUAUCUGGAGCUGGAAUUCCAGGACCUCAAGACGGAUAACACAUUGAAGUUUCCCUUCGAUUUAGAGAGGGUCAUAGACGAUUUCAUCCUCAUGGCGUUCUUUGUGGGUAACGAUUUCUUGCCGAAUUUGCCCUUUUUGCAUAUCAACGAGGGUGCUUUGUCGACCAUGUUCAGGCUAUACAAGCAGGUGUUGCCUCAAUGCGAGGGGUACAUCAACGAAGGUGGUGUCAUCAAUUUCCCGAGGCUGGGCCUCUUGCUAGAUGAGCUGUCGAAGGAGGAAAAGCGGCAUUUCGAGCAUGAGAACGCCGAUAGCAAGUGGAUGCGGAGCAAGCAGCUGUCGGAGACGAAUGGCAGACAACCUAUCCGACAGAAGGGAAACUCUGUGGUCAUCACCACCUCGCAAAAGGAGAUUUGGAAAACGAUACGCAAGUUCCUCACUAAGAAGGCUACCGAGCCUCUCGAUUUGGGUCAUCAACUCAACGCUGAGGACCGGAAGUUUGUCCAAGAUGUUGCGAGCAACCUGAACCUGGAGUGGACCACUACAUCGGACGACGAUGGGCUUCGGCACCUUGUCGUGUCUCCUCCGCCAAAGCCUGAAGCUGAUGGUGAGGACGAUGACGAAGAGGAGGACGAAGAGGGCCAGCUUGCUCUGAUGCGAGCUAUGCGGAAGUAUGAUAAUGCUCAGGUUGUCGACGUCUCCAAUGAGGAGGCCCAGGAGGCCAUGGCUGUGAAGUACAAGGAGAAAUUCCUGGAAUGGAAGGACUCGUACUACGCAGGCAAGUUCGAAUGGGCUCCAGAGGAGAAGGUUGCCGGCCUCAAGGGCCUGGCUGAAAACUACGUCCAGGGCUUGCAAUGGGUGUUGUUCUACUACUACCGAGGCGUGGCCUCGUGGCCCUGGUAUUAUGCCUACCACUACUCUCCCAUGACUUCUGACAUUUCAAAGGGAUUCGGAGCAGACCUUGACUUCAAACUCGGCCAGCCUUUCAGGCCAUUUGAACAGCUCAUGGGCGUGCUUCCGGAUCGAAGCAAGUCUAUUGUUCCUACUGUCUACCACGAUCUGAUGACAAACCCCAAAUCCCCCAUCGUCGACUUUUAUCCGAGAGACUUUGAGCUUGACAUGAACGGCAAGAAACAGGAUUGGGAAGCUGUUGUUAAGAUUCCGUUCAUUGAUGAGAAGCGACUCCUCGAAGCAAUGGCCGCCGUCAACGACAAGCUCUCGCCCGACGAAAAAGCUCGCAACGGUUAUGGUGUCUCGUUGAAGUUCACCUACGACAACAAUGUCAACUUCACGUACCCGUCAUCCAUGGUUGGCAUCUUCCCUGAUAUCCCCAGCUGCAAAUGUGUCGAGAACAUCUUCGACUUGCCCACUGCAGACGGGCUUGAGCUCUACGUCGGUCUUCCCAAGGACGCCAAGAUUGGCGUCGACGCAUUAGCCGGCUUCCCAAGCUUGGCCACCUUGCCCUACAACGCAACUCUCGGCUUCCACGGCGUGACAGUCUUCCAGCAGGAGAGUCGUAACGAGAGCAUGGUGGUCACUCUUGCCGACGUGGAGGAGCGCAGCAAGGUCAGCGCUGCCAAGCUUAAGCUCGGGAAGAGAUGCUUUGUGGGCUACCCGUUCCUGCAGGAGGCAAAGAUUGUUCAGGUUUCCGACGAGUUGCAUGACUAUAUCCUGGCGCCCGAUGGUCAGAUCAUUGCCAAAGAGCACUCACACAGGGACAUUGAGGAGUUCGGCAAGAAGUCCAACCGAACCGAGAACUUCUACAGCAAACGCCUUGGUGUUAUCACUGGCCCCGUUGAGGCUAUGGUGAAGGUCGACAUGUUAAAGGGUCUCAUCAAGAUGGAUGAUGGUGCCAUGGUCAAAGAGUAUGGCGAUAUUCCCGGAAUGGAGACGGACUACGCAGCCCAAGUGAUCGUGGACUCAGUUAUCAGCGAAGACGAGCGAUUCAUCGAGCGAGCCGCUAUCCCUAUCGAGGAGGAAUUCCCACCAGGGAGCCGUGCCUUCUUCCUCGGCGAAUAUGCUUAUGGGCGGCCCCUCGAGGUGGCCGCCGCUGGCAACAACAAGGCGGACAUUGCGCUCUCGAUUCCUACCGCGAAAGACAUCGAUUUUGCAGGUCCCAUCAUCAAGAAUGCCAUACGACAAAACCCGUACAGGCCUUCGUAUGCCGUGGCCAAGGAUCUUGGAAUUCACCCGCUGGUUCUUAGCAAGAUCACAUCGUCAUUUUUCAUCAACACGAUCGGUGGUAGCAUGAAGGUCAACCUUGGCCUCAACCUCAAGUUUGACGGCAGGAAGCAGAAGGUGCUUGGAUACUCUCGCAAGUCUCAGACUGGCUGGGAAUUCAGCCCGGCUGCCAUCCGCCUUCUGGUGGAGUACAUGACCAACUUCCCCGACUUCUUUGCCGCUAUUCUCCGCAACCCGCAGGGCAAGGAGUUCGACGAUGUGGACCUCUGGCCGGAUCAGGAGACUGCUACCACGAGGGUCAAGGCCAUUGGACAGUGGCUCAAGACCAAGGAGACGAGCAAGUUCGAGCGCGUCCCCCUUGAUGCAGAGCAGCUCGACUCCGAUGUGGUGAUUCAGCUACAGGCAAAGAUUGACGAGCUGCGUGAUACACUUCAAAAGGCAGAGGUGAGGCGUAUGAAGGGCGUGCCACGGGCAGCGCUGCUCCACCCCAGAGACGCCGAGCAGCGUCUCGGUAACCAGACUUUUGGAUUGGGAGACCGCGUCAUCUAUGUGGCCGAUUCUGGCAAGGUCCCGAUUGCGUCCACCGGCACGGUUGUGGGUAUCAGUGAGAUUGGUGCUCACCGCAUGCUGGAUGUCCUUUGCGACCGGCCGUUUAUGAACGGCACCACCCUCGGCGGCCGUUGUGAGGCCUUCCGCGGCCAGACGGUUUCCGCGAACGCGGUGCUUAACCUCAGCUACAAGCAAGUUGUCUGGCACUCGUCGAAGAGCGCACAGAAGCAGCAGCCCCAGAGACAGACGCCGCAGUACGUGUCCGGAUACGGGUCCUCGUCCACCCAGUAUCGCGAUGCCAAUGCACCGGCACCUCUCCGGGGCACCUGGCGCGGUGCGGUCAACGGCAGCCGUGAUGGGCAGCCUGGUAGAGGCCGGGGUGGGUCCAAUGGUGUGCCGAACCUGCAGCACAGCUCACUCGUGUACCGCCCUCUUCCAGAGGGUCAUCAGAACCACCCGCAACAGCAGCAGCAGCAGGUGAACGGGCGUGCUCGUGGUGGCGGUGCACCGAGAGGUGGUGGUCGCGGUGGACGCGGCGCUGGCAGUGGGCAGCCGAACGGGCAGCCGCAUGCCACUCCCAACGGCACUGCUGGCUACACCGCGGUGCCGCCGCCGGCGGGCUUGGAUGCUCCUGGACGUGGCGGUGGCCGCGGUGGCCGUGGAGGACGUGGACGCGGCGGCCGGGGCCGUGGCGGUGGUGGUCGUGGAGGACGGGGUGAGAGCAGCCAGGGCCAGCAGGCUGCUUAAGUACGUAGUCCCAAGCACGCUGUCGUGUAGACCUCAAUGGCUUGAGGGCGAAAUGUUUAUGAGUCUGAGCAUUUCGGUCGAUGUCUACUAUCUCGCCUGCUUCAUGCUGGACAGAGCUUGUGCAGUU
Molecule: messenger RNA, 4716 nt
Organism: Microdochium trichocladiopsis
Lineage: Eukaryota; Fungi; Ascomycota; Sordariomycetes; Xylariales; Microdochiaceae
Product: exoribonuclease
Exons: 3
Coding region: 348-4589 (1413 amino acids)
Biological process (GO): nuclear-transcribed mRNA catabolic process; rRNA catabolic process
Cellular component (GO): nucleus
Molecular function (GO): RNA binding; 5'-3' RNA exonuclease activity
Source: RefSeq, a predicted model, not a curated record